AUGGCUGAAAAACAUAACUUUGGUAUUCAACCUGUGACCUGCCAUACUUUCAAUAAAGAUAGAUCAGGCUUGGCUUUAUCACUGAAUUCAUCAGAAGUCAAGAUCUAUAAGAAGAAUGGAAGUAAAUGGCAGCCAACAUCAUCAUUACAAGAACAUGGUCAGAGGGUCACCAGUAUAGAUUGGGCUGCUAAUAGUAAUAAAAUUGUUACUUGUGGGGCAGAUAGAAAUGCUUAUGUUUGGACUAUGAACUCUGAUGGUACAUGGAAACCAAAUUUGGUUAUUCUGAGAAUUAAUAGAGCUGCUACUUUUGUUAAAUGGUCCCCUAAUGAGAAGAAAUUUGCUGUUGGUAGUGGGGCUAGAUUAAUAUCUGUAUCUUACUAUGAAGAAGAUAAUAAUUGGUGGGUUAGUAAACAUAUUAAAAAACCCAUUAGAUCAACUGUAACAUGCUUAGAUUGGCAUCCUAACAGUGUGUUGAUAGCAGCAGGUUCAACUGAUUUUAAAGCACGAGUUUUCUCAGGUUAUAUUAAAGAAUAUGACCCUAAACCAGAAGCCUGUUCAUGGGGAUCAAAGAUGCCAUGGGGAGCUCUGAUGGCUGAGCAUUCCAAUGGUAGUGGUGGAUGGGUACAUUCUGUAUCAUUUUCACCAAGUGGUGACCGUUUGGUCUGGGUAGGACAUGAUUCCAGUGUUAAUGUAGUAGAUGCUGCCAAGGGGGCCACAUUAACUAGUGUAAAGGGAAAUUUCCUGCCAUUUAAAAGUGUAACAUGGGUGACAGAGAACAGUCUAGUAGCUGCUGGUUAUGAUUGUAAUCCAACAGUAUUUACCUAUGAUGAUGCCGGAAAGUUAACUUUGAUAAAUAAACUGGAUCAAUCUCAAGAAAAAGCUGCUGGAACAAUGAGUGCUAUGAAUAGAUUCAAGAAUUUCGAUACUAGAGCUACAUCAGGUGAUUCUACUAGUGAACUAAAGACACAACAUCAAAAUACUAUCACUGAGAUAGGUAUAUACUCAGGGACUAAAGCUGAUUGUACCAAGUUUUCUACAUCUGGAGUAGAUGGAAACAUUAUCAUUUGGGAUAUCAAGAGUUUGGAGAAAAGUAUUGCUGGAUUGAAGAUUGCUUAA
This is a messenger RNA of Lottia gigantea (owl limpet), 1116 nucleotides long. RefSeq lists its product as hypothetical. Lineage: Eukaryota; Metazoa; Mollusca; Gastropoda; Lottiidae. Gene Ontology annotation, biological process: Arp2/3 complex-mediated actin nucleation. The transcript has 12 exons. The coding region runs from base 1 to 1116 and encodes 371 amino acids. Gene Ontology annotation, cellular component: Arp2/3 protein complex; actin cytoskeleton. Gene Ontology annotation, molecular function: actin filament binding. The record is from RefSeq and is a predicted model, not a curated record.